Brenthis ino (lesser marbled fritillary) is the source of this 372-nucleotide messenger RNA. NCBI's taxonomy places the organism in Eukaryota, Metazoa, Arthropoda, Insecta, Lepidoptera, Nymphalidae. The record is from the annotation of a GenBank genome assembly.
AUGAAAUGUAGCGCACAGAGAGCGGAGGUGCGACGCCUCGCGGCCGCAGCGACGACUUCAGAGCCAAGUUUCGGUGGCAACGCUCACCCAGGAAUUCAUUUAGCUCCGAUAAGUGUUCUAUGUGCGGGGGUGAAGUGGAGGGGGCGGCGCAGCCCCGGGGGGCAUACUUACUACGUGAUUAAUCCGCGCCCCCUCCCCCCGGCCCGCGCCGCGCUCCCCGCGCGUGUCGGGCGCGCCGUACUCGCACCGGGUUUCCUCGUCCCCGCGCCUCACGGCCACUCACUACGCACGGGGCUCCGCGUAGUGCCGCCGCCAGUCGCGCUGCGACCCGCGCAGACGUCGCAUCUCGUUCGUGGUACUUCUUACAUCGUA